Messenger RNA from Lactuca saligna, 375 nucleotides. NCBI's taxonomy places the organism in Eukaryota, Viridiplantae, Streptophyta, Magnoliopsida, Asterales, Asteraceae. The record is from the annotation of a GenBank genome assembly.
AUGUUUUCCAAAAUUUUCCAAGAAAAUGAAAAUUUUCAGUUUUCCAAAUUCCAAGCAUCAACGAUCUCCAUCAACUACCUUUUUUCAUCAGAUGCCACAAUGGCAAAGGAAUAUGGAAAUACCAAGUCAAAGAAGAAAGAUGCAUCUUCUGCUUCACUCUCAGGAUCAGCUGAUGCAUCUGGUUUAAGAAGGCCAGGCAGAGAAACACCAUCAAAGAAACAAGCAAUAGCAAGUCCUUCAUCUAAUGCUUGUAGGUCUGAACGAAUUGAGAACCACACACCACCAAGCUCUUCUCCGAUCAAGAAGAAACAAGAUAAAGUUGAAGAACAGAUGGGGCUAAGUCCUUUAAGGAGGUCUGAUAGAAGUAAUAAAUAA